Molecule: messenger RNA, 2825 nt
Organism: Malania oleifera
Lineage: Eukaryota; Viridiplantae; Streptophyta; Magnoliopsida; Santalales; Ximeniaceae
Product: bZIP transcription factor 46-like
Exons: 5
Coding region: 1091-2407 (438 amino acids)
Biological process (GO): positive regulation of DNA-templated transcription
Cellular component (GO): nucleus
Molecular function (GO): DNA-binding transcription factor activity
Source: RefSeq, a predicted model, not a curated record
GGUGGGAAAAUGGUAAACAGAGAUAGCAUUUAAGAUGGGACGGCCGAAAGCGGAGCGGGACACGCGUCCUCCAUCGCUGCCGGAUUCAUUGCCAUCCCCGACGGAGCGGUAAAGCUCACCGCCCUCUCCCUCCGCCUCUCGUCCGGUCACUGUUAACUGUGCCCUCUGCUUUUCCCCUGCCCACUCCCCACGUCACGGUCCCAAAAAAGAGACAACUACCGCCCGCAUCUGACUCAUACUUUCACGCUACGUGGACGGCUGCGAUGCUCCCACCUAUCGAGCCCCAAUUGGCUAGACGUCGCAUCAGCAUCCUUCCUCCUCCCCCAUUGGGCCACGUCUCCGAUGCAGACGGUCCUGGUCCAAUUAUAUUAUUAUUAAAUAAAUUAUUGGUCAGGCCGGCCCAUACUUCCUGAAAUAGCCCACUAAAAUACAGUGCAUAAAAGUCGCACGGUCUCGCCGUCCGCCACCUGUCGCUCCACCAAAUCCCUAAUUCCCGAAGAAGACGCAACCCCCUCCAAGAAACGGCUACAGUCUAUAGACCACCCCUCCUUUCCAAAUUUUAAAAAAAAAAAAAAAAAAGUAAAAAAUCAUUGUUUCUACUUUGGUUUUUUUUGUUUUUCUCAGCAUUUUUAAGAAAUCAAAACUCCAUUUAAUUGUAUUUUUCUGGUGAUUAAUUCGUGUUGUGUGCGGUUAUUUUUAUUUUUAAAUUUCCCUUUUAAUGAUGAACUUUUUGUGGUGAUUAUAUUUUUCUUCUUUUCUGUGAAUCUGGAUUGUGAGUGUUGAAUCAACGAAUAGUCCGUGAUUGAAGUGCACUUGGGUGGGUUAGCAUUUUGAGAAUUUGAGCUCAGUUUUCGUUCGAACGUGGAUUUUACGGUUGGGUGCUGGAGUUCUGCUUUGCGAGUUAAGUUAUCUCCCGGUGUUUGAUUUUGGAUGCGAAUUUGAAGACGGUAACUAGGAGGAAGUAAGAAAGAAGACGGAAGAGAGAUUAGAUUUGAUUGUCGGGAUGGUUUUGAUGGAUGUAUGACGCUGUUAGCUCAGAUCAGCUUCCAACACUGUUCCAUUAAGAAUUUACGAGACGAGGAGGAAUAAAAUGAACUUCAAGAAUUUUGGAAAUGAGCCUCCGCCGCCGGCGGUUGAAGGCGGCGGCGGCGGAAAGCUGGCGGGAAAUUUGCCGCUGACUAGACAACCUUCGAUCUACUCCCUGACCUUCGACGAGUUUCAGAGUACCAUCGGUAGUUCUGGAAAAGAUUUCGGGUCAAUGAACAUGGAUGAGCUGCUGAAGAACAUUUGGAGUGCUGAAGAAACUCAGCAGACUGUGGGGUCUUCAAGUGGAGGUGGUGGCCAACAAGGAGGGGGUAUCCCUGGCCCAGGUGGGUAUUUGCAGAGGCAGGGCUCCUUAACGUUGCCAAGGACACUGAGUCAGAAGACUGUGGACGAGGUUUGGAAAGAUCUAUCAAAAGAAUAUGGUGGAGGAAAGGAAGGGGGCGGCAACAACGCAGCUCCAAAUUUACAGCAGAGGCAGCAGACUUUGGGGGAGAUGACUUUGGAGGAGUUCUUGGUUAGGGCAGGUGUAGUGAGGGAAGAUGCCCAAUCGGCGGGGAAACCCGUUGGCUUUUAUGGUUGUGAUAAUAACUCGGCCUUAGGCAUUGGAUUUCAAAACGUGGGUCGGAAUUCUGGAUUGAUGGGCAGUCGAAUUCCAGAGACUAAUAAUCAAAUUACUAUGCAAUCCCUUAAUUUACCAUUGAAUGUAAAUGGGGUUAGAUCGCAGCAGCAGCAGCUGAUGCAACAACCAGCCCCACAGCACCAGCAGCAGCAACAACAAUUGUUCCCCAAGGAAACAGCUUCAGCUUACACAUCUCCAGUACCUUUACCGAGUAGCGCUCAGCUGGGAAGUACAGGGAUUAGGGGUGGAAUUGUUGGAAUUGCAGAUUCGGCUAUAAAUGGCAAUCUGGUCCAGGGCACUGCCCUACAAGGUGGAGGGAUGGGCAUGGUUGGUAUUGGGCCUGGGGCUGUUACCAUUGCUGCAGGAUCUCCUGCAAACCAGCUUUCAUCGGAUGGGAUUGGGAAGAGUAAUGGGGAUACAUCUUCUGUGUCUCCAGUUCCUUACAUGUUCAAUGGAGGUAUACGUGGAAGGAAAUGCAGUGGUGCUAUUGAGAAGGUUGUAGAGAGGAGGCAGAGGAGAAUGAUAAAGAAUAGAGAGUCAGCUGCACGAUCAAGGGCUCGUAAGCAGGCUUAUACAAUGGAAUUGGAGGCAGAAGUUGCAAAACUAAAGGAGGAGAACCAAGAAUUGCAAAAGAAACAGGAAGAAAUUAUGGAAAUGCAGAAAAAUCAGGUCUUGGAGAUGAUGAACAUGCAACAAGGAGGUAAAAGACGAUGCUUGAGACGAACACAAACUGGGCCAUGGUAAAGUUUUAGCAGCAUCGUUAUUCCACGACCGAGAUCAAAUUACAAGCAUAGCAGGUGGCUGUACAUAUUUUAGAGGCAAUGCGUCCUUGAGCUGUAGAUCAGGAAGAGCUUUAGUGUGUCAUAGAUUAAACUUUCCAGUUUCUGUAAUCACAGGUUGCUUCUGUUCCAGCUAGUGGGCAGGGCAGGGAAGAAACUUGUGGUUUAUAUGUUAUUGUUUGAUAUAAAUUUCAGAGAUGUGUCCCAUUCUCUUAACAUUAUUGGUCAAAAAUAAUAUUUCCACCUCGCUCCAUUCUGCCUGCUCUGCCCUAAAUUGUGAUUAGGCAGGAACAGGUAUUAGCCAAAUGGUCGAGCAUCACUAUUCUCCAUUGGACAUUUGAUAUAGAGAUGUAAAUUGCACUUACAUUUUCAGAUUUUCCUAA